GAGUUAUGAGACACGUGAUUUAGAAGUCGGUUCCUCGCUUUAAACCCGCAAGCACCUAGCGCAGGAAGGGUUACUGUAAGGGGCGUGACUAAUGCCGGGGAAGUAUUCAUGAGGAGGCGGGGUUAUUACGGCUUCAACUCUGGGAACGAUUAAUAUUAAUGAGGGGGCGGGGCCGGGAUGCUGCGAUCUGGUUGCCACUGACAGCUGAGGAAAGUCGCUGGGAGACAGAGUCGGGCUGGAGAACGAUCCCGGGGACUGACCCAGGCAGGGAAAGCGCCUUCUCACCCACCAACGAGCAUGAUGUUUGGGAUGAGGACAGGGCCGGCUGAGCCCAGCUGAACCAGGAGUCUCUGCACAGCCACUAAACCCACAAAUCCUGAGACUCUGCACCCCCCGACCCCAUUCAUUCUGCACCCCCCGACCCCAUUCAUUCUGCACCCCCUGACCCAUUAUCCACCCCCUGACCCCACUCAUUCUGUACCCCCUGACCCAUUACACACCCCCCGACCCCACUCAUCCUGAGCCCACUCAUCCUGCACCCCCUAACCCCACUCAUUCUGCACCCCCUGACCCCACUCAUUCUGCACCCCUUGACCCCACCCCAAUACAUUUGCACAUACUCAUCUCCCUUAUCUCAUGAUUUUCUGCCCCCCAGCAAAUAACUUAACUUUAGCCUCCAAUAACAGGGAUAAUAAAUAACACCCAUAUCUAUCCUACUACUUCCCCCCCUACUUGCAGACUGGGCAAUUAAAAGGACAAUCUGGUGGUCCUCCUGCUUUUCUUCUAUUCUGAAUACUCAGCCACCUCCCCCAUCAUCAUGUUUAGUCCCAGGUUGAACUGCACCAAAUAAACCACUAGCCCUCCUUUAGUCCUAUUGUUCUUUUAAUAACCACUGUGCCCCCUACACUGCACCUCCCCCAUACUCCCAGGGCUUCAUACCCCCCCAUCACUGCCCCUUAGCACCAACUCGUACCCCCUUCCCUGUGUCCCCUGUCUUUUUCAUCUGGCACCCCUCAAUUUACCACUACCCACGUUUUCUCAAUCCAAGAGGGACUUACCUUGGGCUCCUCAUGAACUGUCAGCUUUGGUGACACCUCACACAGGAUACACAGGGUCACCUACCAACAUGGAGAGUGCGGCCCUCCCGCAGGACAGGUCCUUCCACAGUCCAUUCCUGGAGCUGGAAGACUUCAGUGAGGCAGAUUUCAUGAACAAUAUGCACUUCUCAGAAGCUCUCGACGACUUCUCCAAUGAGCUAUUUAACAGUUUUUUCGAUGACCCGCCCUUACUGGAUCGAGACUCCCUACUGGACAUGGAUGUGGAGAGUUCGUCCCCACCUAUCCAAGCCGAACACAGCUACUCACUGAGUGGAGACUCAGCCCCACAGAGUCCUGCUCUUACCAUAAAGGAGGAAGAUGAAGAAAGUGCGACUGAGCCCCCGAGCAGUGGAGUCUGGGCCCUGGAACACGAGAUCUGUUCCCUACUGGUCAAACAGGAACACGGUGUAACUGCACAAACCAACGCUGCGCACUGCAGCACCGCACUAGAACAAGCCCAGGGCUACAUGGGCCCCCAAGACGAGGAGAAUGUGCCCAGGACAUCGAUCCCACAUAUAAAAGCUGAACCGGGGGUGCCGCAUAGCUUCAUAAAUAUACCAGCAGAUGUUUUAGGGAUGAUGCCUCUCACCCCACCGAGUAGUCACAGCAGUGACAGUGAUGGCUCCCAGAGCCCCCGAUCUCUUCCGCCCCCAAGCCCAGCCCGUGCUGUCCCACGUUCUUCUCAUGCUAUAUCCUCAUCACCCCUACUUACUGCACCCCAUAAACUUCAAGGCACAUCUGGGCCGUUGAUGCUGACCGAGGAAGAGAGGAGAACCCUGGUGGCUGAGGGCUACCCCAUUCCUACCAAACUGCCCCUUACGAAGACCGAAGAGAAGGCUCUCAAGAGAGUGAGAAGAAAGAUCAAAAAUAAGAUCUCAGCCCAAGAGAGCCGAAGGAAAAAGAAGGAAUAUGUGGAGUGCUUGGAGAAAAAGGUGGAAAGCUUCACAUCACAGAACAGUGAACUGUGGAAGAAAGUAGAAACCCUGGAGAACGCCAACAGGUCCCUGCUGCAGCAGUUACAGAAGUUACAGGCGCUGGUGACAGGGAAGGUGCCCAGACCAUGUAAACUGGCUGCCACCCAGACAAGCACCUGCCUAAUGGUGAUGGUGCUGUGUUUUGUUCUUGCUUUUGGGUCCUUGAUCCCUUCCUUUCCAGAAUUUUCUUCAGGGUCCCAGACGGUGAAAUCAGCUCCUCUGCUGACACCCGACCUAUAUACCCACAGCCUAAGUAAGUCUUUUACUUCUCUGCUGACUGUCCCCUGCAUGUAUUGUCUCCGGGAGGUUUGCUGGAGUUUGGGGAAGUGGCUGCUUCUUGUUUAUAGACAUUGGACCCGUUGGUGCCACUUGAUGGUCUUUUCUGUUUGUUUUUCAGUCCGCUCCCGAAAUCUCCUGUCCUAUGAUGAGGGGCCCGGGGCGAUGGACGAAGGGCCCAAUUCUGUUCUAGGGUUGCAGAAGACUGAUUGGGUUCCAGAUGCAGCAUCUCUCAGCCAACACCCAGAGUACACCUCCCAUGAGAGGGGCAAGUACCUGGGGGACAACCAGACAGAUGGAAGAUUAACGAGACAAGAAGAGGGGGACAGAAGCGCAGAUUUUUUGUAGGGUCGGUCCGAGGGAGAGGAAUCCAGAGCUGACAAUAGGGAAGAGUGAAGAACCGCAGGGUGAUUGACUGUGAACUUAUGAGAAACUGCCCCCCCCCCAGCACAGACCUCAGUCCAUCUGUCUCUGCAAAGCCACAACAUGACACCGAGGAGGAAUCGCGUCCCCAGCCUCCGAGAGAAAAGACUCAAAUAGCAGCGUCUCAGCACGGAGCUGGCACAAGUGCCCAUCUUGUUCCCAAACUGUCAGCGCAUUGAGCAUAGAGGCUUCAACCGCUUCUGCCUAAUCUGCUUAUAAUUAGCAUUCCUCUUGGCCAACCCUUUCACUGCCAGACAGAACUAUGAUGCCUCGAUGGCUCUACUGGGUUUUUUAUUCUUCCGCCAACCAAGGACUUCUUCUGCCAGCCCUAUUGCCCAUCAGCCUGGGACCCUCACACGACCUCUGCGCCCCCUCCCCAACGUUCAUUGGUUCCUUGUACAGAACACUCCCGGAUUUCUGGAGAAGACGACGAUAGUUAGUGCAAGCUUUAUCUCACAGAUUUAUCUGCUCCUUACUCUCCUCUCCUCUUUGUGCCUGCUUCAGUCAAGCAAAAUUAAAAGAGAAAAAAAAAUUGCAUUAUCA
This is a messenger RNA of Xenopus laevis (African clawed frog), 3313 nucleotides long. RefSeq names its product cAMP responsive element binding protein 3-like 1 L homeolog (gene creb3l1.L). Gene Ontology annotation, molecular function: DNA-binding transcription factor activity, RNA polymerase II-specific; cAMP response element binding; sequence-specific DNA binding. Gene Ontology annotation, cellular component: nucleus; endoplasmic reticulum membrane. The transcript has 11 exons. The record is from RefSeq and is a predicted model, not a curated record. Bases 1127 to 2695 code for a protein of 522 amino acids. Lineage: Eukaryota; Metazoa; Chordata; Amphibia; Anura; Pipidae. Gene Ontology annotation, biological process: regulation of DNA-templated transcription; regulation of transcription by RNA polymerase II.